Lodderomyces jiufengensis is the source of this 453-nucleotide messenger RNA. RefSeq names its product U6 snRNA complex subunit. Gene Ontology annotation, molecular function: U6 snRNA binding. Lineage: Eukaryota; Fungi; Ascomycota; Pichiomycetes; Serinales; Debaryomycetaceae. Gene Ontology annotation, biological process: P-body assembly; mRNA splicing, via spliceosome; spliceosomal snRNP assembly. The transcript is spliced from 2 exons. Gene Ontology annotation, cellular component: P-body; U6 snRNP; spliceosomal tri-snRNP complex. The record is from RefSeq and is a predicted model, not a curated record. The coding region runs from base 1 to 453 and encodes 150 amino acids.
AUGCUUCCAUUAUAUUUAUUAACAGCAGCCAAGAAUAAACCAAUAUUAAUAGAAUUGAAAACAGGAGAAACAUAUAAUGGAAAUUUAACAAAUUGUGAUUCAUGGAUGAAUUUAACAUUACAUGAUGUAAUACAAACAAACCAACGAGGAGAUGAAUUUCAAAAAUUAUCUGAAAUAUAUAUAAAAGGAAUGCAUAUAAAAUACUUAAGAAUACCUGAUCAAGUAAUGGAUUUUGUAAAAGAACAACAAUUACAAUAUCAUCAUAACCAACAACAUCAACAACUGGGGGAUGGUAGAAGGAUGAAGAGGGGAAACUAUCAAAGCGGUGGUGGUAAUAAUAGAAACUAUAAUAGAGAUGGUGGUAGAGAUAAUAGACGUGGAGGAAGAUAUAACAACAGCAAUAAUAAUAAUAAUAAUGGGAAUCGUCGAGGAAACCAACAAAAUAACCAAUAA